This is a messenger RNA of Necator americanus (New World hookworm), 909 nucleotides long. RefSeq lists its product as uncharacterized. The transcript is spliced from 5 exons. Lineage: Eukaryota; Metazoa; Nematoda; Chromadorea; Rhabditida; Ancylostomatidae. Gene Ontology annotation, molecular function: structural constituent of cuticle. The record is from RefSeq and is a predicted model, not a curated record. The coding region runs from base 1 to 909 and encodes 302 amino acids.
AUGGAGACGGCGGAGCAAAAGGAACUCCGUCGAGUCGCAUUUUUUGCGAUUGUUGUCAGCACAGUGGCGGUGAUCGCUGCAGUUGUCACACUACCCAUGCUCUACAGCUACGUAGCCAAUUUCCAGUCUCACCUCAUUAUCGAGACCGAUUUCUGUAAGACCCGUGCUAGAGACAUGUGGGCUGAAAUUCACCAUAUCGAUGGACCAGAGUUCACUCGCGCCAAGCGUCAGUACGGCUCCUCGCCGAAUCCUCCACUCUCGGCGCCAGUUGUAGGCGGCUAUGGGCAACCUCCAGUGGUCAACAAUGAACCUAACCCCACAUGUUGCCCUUGUCAGCAGGGUCCAGCUGGGCCGCCUGGUCCACCUGGUGACGAUGGUGAGGAUGGACCAGAUGGACUGCGAGGAAGUGAUGGCAACAGUGGGAAGGACGGCAGCAUGUUGGAAUCUGCUAUCAACAACGAUGCAUGCGUUAUCUGUCCACCAGGGCCACCAGGACCACAAGGAAUGGCUGGUGCUAAAGGGCCUCAGGGCCCGAAAGGAGCUCCUGGCAAAAACGGCGAUGAUGGCAAACCUGGAUUACCGGGCAUGCAAGGUCCCAUGGGAAUGAUGGGUAUGCCAGGCAGGCAAGGUGUUGCUGGACCUAAAGGAGCUCCUGGUAGAAUCGUACAGGUAAAUGGCCCAGCUGGCCCAGCCGGCCAUAAAGGGCCGCGAGGACCACCAGGACCACGCGGUGAGGCUGGUCUAGACGGUGCAAGUUUGGAAGGACCUGCUGGACCUCCUGGCUUACCAGGACGUCCCGGACCACCUGGACAGCCCGGUCCACAAGGGCCAGAGGGAGCACGGGGAGCUCCAGGCGAGCCGGGCACAUGUGAACAUUGUCCUAUACCACGCACUCCACCUGGAUAUUAA